UUGCGUCUCUGUGGUUAUAAAGUUGGGGGCGGAGAAGCCGAGGGUGGCUGGGAAAUGAUGGCUGAUGAAGAGGGAGAAGUCAAGGAGGUCUUGCAGAAAUUGCAGGAACUGGUGGAUCAGCUCUAUACAUUUCGAGAGUGCUAUUUCGAGACACAUAGUGUUGAGGAUGCUGGGAGGAAACAACAGGAUGUGCGGAAAGAGAUGGAGAAGACCCUGCAGCAAAUGGAGGAAGUAGUAGGUUCUAUCCAGGGCAAUGCACAGGUUCUGAUGCUAACUGGGAAGGCACUGAAUGUGACUCCUGACUAUAGCUCUAAGGCUGAGGAGCUUCUGUCAAAGGCUGUGAAGCUGGAGCCCAAACUGGUGGAAGCCUGGAACCAGUUGGGUGAGGUGUAUUGGAAGAAAGGGGAUGUCGCAGCUGCCCACACCUGCUUCUCAGGAGCCCUCACCCAUUGCAAGAACAAAGUCUCCCUUCAAAACCUGUCAAUGGUGCUUCGUCAGCUGCGGACUGACUCUGGAGAUGAACAUUCUCGCCAUGUCAUGGACAGUGUCCGGCAGGCUAAGUUGGCUGUGCAGAUGGACAUCCUUGAUGGCCGCUCCUGGUAUAUUCUGGGGAAUGCAUACCUUUCUCUUUACUUCAAUACUGGCCAGAACCCUAAGAUCUCCCAGCAAGCCCUCAGUGCCUAUGCCCAAGCAGAGAAGGUUGACAGGACAGCUUCCAGCAAUCCUGAUCUUCAUCUGAAUAGGGCAACGCUACAUAAAUAUGAAGAGAAUUAUGGGGAGGCUUUGGAGGGCUUUUUUCGGGCUGCAGCACUGGAUCCUGCCUGGCCAGAGCCCCGGCAACGAGAGCAACAACUCCUGGAUUUCCUAAACAGAUUAACCAGCCUCCUUGAGAGCAAGGGAAAGGUGAAGACCAAAAAGUUACAGAGCAUGCUGGGAAGCUUGCGCCUAGCCCAUCUAGGCCCUUGUGGUGAUGGGCACUAUCAGUCAGCCUCUGGGCAGAAGGUGACCCUGGAGCGCAAGCCACUGAGUGCUCUGCAGCCUGGUGUAAACAGUGGAGCUGUGGUCCUGGGAAAGGUGGUGUUCAGCCUCACCACGGAGGAGAAGGUCCCCUUUACAUUUGGCCUGGUAGAUUCAGAUGGACCUUGCUGUGCAGUGAUGGUGUAUAAUAUGGUGCAGAGUUGGGGAGUGCUCAUUGGGGACUCUGUAGCCAUCCCCGAACCUAACCUUCGGCUUCAUCGAAUUCAGCACAAGGGAAAGGACUAUUCCUUUUCCAGUGUUCGUGUGGAGACGCCCCUCCUGUUAGUGGUGAAUGGGAAGCCUCAGGGCUCCAGCAGCCAGGCUGCUGCCACAGUGGCAUCUCGGCCACAGUGUGAAUAAUCCUCCUUGGAUUGCAUGCCAAAGAGGGAGUGGAGGUGAAGAGAUAAUGCUCAAGGGCACUUGGCAGCUGGACCAGCCACAUUCAGUGACUCGGCUAGAAUUGGGGGGACGUUUUAGAUGACAACUUUCCCUUCCUCUGCCCUAUAAGACACUGUGUCCCUUCAUUCGCUCUCUGGUUCUCUCUGGGGCCACACAUGUCCCUGGUAUAUCUUUCUUGCCUCUUUUCAUUGCUCUCCUGUGUUUCAGGCAAAGAGCAUGGAAUUGGUAGAGGUGUUGGGACCUUGCCAUGGGACGGUCCCCAAGGUUCCAGUUCUUGCCUCCUUCCUGAGCCUCAUGUGUAUAUAUCAUUUCAAUAUUUAUUGCUAAGGGAGGGGGCUUAAUUUUUUAAUGGCUUAGUUUUUGAGCAAUUUUUAUUUUAUUUUUAAAAUUUAGGUCCUUCCCCUUCUUUGGGGCUGGAACAGAAUUAAAUUUGUUUGGAAAAAAAAAUUACUGUGUAGUUUGGCCUGCUUCAUACUCUUCAGGUUUGGAUUCUUGAUUUUAGGAUCACUUCAACCCAUUAGAGUAAUACUCCCCCACCCCCUGCCACAUACCUUUUUUUCUUUAUGCAAAAUAGUUUAUUUCUCUCUGUUAAAAUAAUUCAGGCAAUAGGCAUCCCAGGGCAGGAAUAGCACCUCCACAAAGUCUUUGGGAACCAGCCUUCUUCCAUUUCCCCAUCUGUCAUCCUUUGGGGUGGUCCUUAUCAUAGUUGAAGAUGACAGUAAUACUGUUCCAGUAGUGUUACUAGGCUGAAAGACCAGAGAGAACUAGAUAUUCAUUUUCUUUAGGUUCUAGUGAUAAAUUUUAUAACAGUUUCUCUUAAUGUCCUUGUGGGAAAAGGGGAAAUGUGAGGGAGGAUUUUCUUUUUUUUUUUUUCUUUUUUAGGCCCACAUGCAUGGCAUAUGGAGAUUCCCAGGCUAGGGUCCAAUCGGACCUGUAGCUGCCAGCCUCCGCCACAGCCACACAGGAUCCAAGCCAGGUCUGUGACCUACACCACAGCUCACGGCAAUGUCAGAUCCUUAACCUACUGACCGAGGCCACGGAUUGAACCUGUAUCCUCAUGGAUGCUAGUCAUAUUUGUUUCUGCUGAGCCACAAGGGGAACUCCCAAGAUGUUUUUUAUGUGGUUUUUACAUACGCCUGCUCUUAGAUUUCAAGCCUGUUUGAGUUUUUAAUCAUGCAAAGGUGUAUUUUAGCUAAUGCUUUUUCUGCAUUUAUUGAUAUGGCCAGUUAUUUUUUUUUCUUUUAAUCUGUUAAUGUGGUGGAUUAGAGUAUUUAGCUUUUGAUUAAUAAACCAAACUUGAGAGUUCCCUGGUAGCCUAGUGGUUAAAGACUCAGUGUUACUGCUGUGGCUUGGGUUUGAUCCCUGGCCUGGGAACUUGUACAUGCUAUGGGCAUGGCCAAGAAAAACCCAGAAGUAAAAAAAAAACCAAACUUGCUUUCUUGGUAUAAGCCUUACUUGGUCAAGACACGUUUUUUUUUUUUUUUUUUUUGUCUUUUUUGCUAUUUGGGCAGCUCCUGCGGCAUAGGGAGGUUCCCAGGCUAGGGGUCGAAUCGGAGCUGUAGCCAUUAGCCUACACCAGAGCCACAGCAACUCGGGAUCCGAGCCGCGUCUGCAACCUACACCACAGCUCACGGCAACGCCGGAUCGUUAACCCACUGAGCAAGGGCAGGGACCGAACCCGCAACCUCAUGGUUCCUAGUCGGAUUCGUUAACCACUGCGCCACGACGGGAACUCCAGACACGUAUUUUUUUAAUACGUCGCUGGAUUCACUUGUGUAAUAUCUAGGAUCUAAUAUCUGUGGGUCACAGGUGAUAUUAGUUCAGGAUUCUACUCUAUUUCUUCACCUAUUCUAGUCUUUUUUUUUUUUUUUUUUGUCUUUUUGCCAUUUCUUGGGCUGCUCCCGUGGCAUAUGGAGGUUCCCAGGCUAGGGGUUGAAUUGGAGCUGUAGCCGCCUGCCUACACUAGAGCCACAGCAACGCGGGAUCCAAGCCGCAUCUGCAACCUACACCACAGCUCCACCACAGCUCAUGGCAAUGUUGGAUCCUUAACCCACUGAGCAAGGCCAGGGAUCAAACCCGCAACCUCAUGGUUCCUCGUCGGAUUCAUUAACCACUGAGCCACGACAGGAACUCCAUACCUAUUCUAGUCUGAUUUUGGUAUUAAAGUUAUGCUAGACUCAUUCAGUGGGUAAAGAACAUUCCUCCUGUAUAUUUACUUGAAAAGUUUAUAUAAAAUCAUUUUAUCUUUUUUUUAGAACUUGCCUGUAAAGUUAUCAGCACCUGCCUUUUUCUUUAUGGAAAGAUUACUGAUUUAUAUUGUUUAAUGUUUAUUGGAUUGACUCAUUUAAGCUUUCUCUUGAUUCAGUUUUGAUAUUUUGUAUUGUACUUCCCUAAAUAUUUGUAAUGUGUUCCUUAUUUGUUUACUUUCUCUGGUAUCAGUAAUGUUCUUUUUCUCUGCGGGUAUUGUUUAUUUGUACCUUAUCUCUUUCUUUUGUCUCUUACAAAUCUUCAAAGAACUCGAUUUUGUUUAUUCUCAUCUUUUGUAUGUUUUUUUUUCUAUUUCAUUAAUUUUUAUUUUUAAUCUUCAUAGUGUCCUUUUUUCUUCUGCUUUAAGUGCCUAUUUCUGAGUUGGGAUACAAUUUUUAUAUCUGAUAGUCAACAUGGUAAUUAAUUGUGUUAAAUUUGCACUCAUUUAUUUGUAAUAUUGAACAUCUUUUAAUAAAAUACUGGUUAGCUACUUAUAAAUUUGAUGUAAAAUAUAGAAGAGAGCAUCCAAGACUGAAGAAACUGUAUUAAAGAAAAAAAUAUUCAGGGAGAUAAUAUUUAAGAAAUGAUGUAUAGCACUUUGAGCAUUCUAUAUUAUAUGCCACAUGUUAUAUUAUGAUUACUUGAUUAUAUGGUUUGAACUCUUAAAGGACAAUCACUAACUGUGACUAACUUA
Sus scrofa (pig) is the source of this 4357-nucleotide messenger RNA. It is a transcript of the gene TTC5, whose product is annotated as tetratricopeptide repeat domain 5. The record is from RefSeq and is a predicted model, not a curated record. Gene Ontology annotation, molecular function: protein binding. NCBI's taxonomy places the organism in Eukaryota, Metazoa, Chordata, Mammalia, Artiodactyla, Suidae.